GCCUGGUUGACAAAUAAUGGCCAAAAUAAAAAAUGGCUUCUUUUUAACCGCUACGCAUAACCUCUAUUCAAUGUGUAACAUUUUAUAAUUGUUAUUUGUGUUCAGAUGAGAAUAAGGGAAUAAGUUUAUAAAUAAUUUACCAUGGCGGACGCAGCUGCCAGACAGUUGCAAUAUGAAUAUAAGGCGAAUUCAAAUCUCGUACUUCAAGCUGAUGUACGUCUGAUAGAGCGUCGCGGACGCGAUGAGGCGACAGGCGAGGUGCUGUCCUUGUCUGGCAAGCUCGGUGGGACAAGGAUGGGUGACCGAGCACAACGCACUAAGCCAGACAAAGCCGAGGAGAGGAAAGCUAAACGUCAGAAACGUGAUGAAGCUACAUAUGAACUAUCAAAAUCAAAGACAGCGCGUGCGGCUUGGGCUGAUGAUACACCAGGCGUGUUGUACCGUCCACGGACGCAGCACACACGUCAUGCAUACGAACUGCUACUAUCAUUCAUGCAGGGUACACUUGGUGAUCAGCCUAGAGGACUGCUUUGUGGGGCUUGUGAUGAGGUCCUAAUGGUACUUAAGAAUGACAGACUGAAAGAUCCGGAAAGAAAGAAAGAGAUAGAAGCACUUAUUGGUGCUUUACCAGAUGAAAGGUUUGCGUUACUCGUGAACCUUGGGAAGAAGAUAACUGACUUUAACAUAACAUCAGCGGAGGGUAAUACUGAGAUUGAUGAGACAUAUGGCAUUAAUGUACAGUUUGAGGAAUCCUCGGAGGAAGAUGAUGAAGAUGCAUAUGGAGAGGUGAGAGAUGAUGAUAAAGAGGAAGGGGAAGGUACAGACAAUGAGCAGGGGAAAGAGAGUAGUGCAGAAGAUGAUAGUGAUACUGAAGGAAAGAAGAACAGUAUACAUACUAAUCUAUCCGAAGAACAAACACAGAAGCGUCGCGAUGCCACACUCCAUCCAAUGGAUAUUGAUGCCUACUGGCUGCAGCGUCGUCUCUCCAGACACUUCCCUGAUGCCAUGCUGUCACAGGCUAAGUCCAGCGAGGUGAUGAAGGCUCUCGCGGAGGCAGCAGAUGAUAGAGAUCUAGAAAACAGACUAGUGCUUUUAUUGGGUUAUGAUUGCUUUGACUUUGUUAAAGUACUCAAUAAAUAUAGAUAUACAAUCCUAUACUGCACGAAGUUGGCAUCAUCACAAUCUGAGAACGAGAGGAUGAGCAUCCGCGAGGAGAUGUCCCGGCAGCCUCAUCUGCAGAAGAUACUGGCACAGCUGGAGACCGGCAAGGGAGAUGAGGAGAUGUCCCAGCAAUCAGAAGCACCACGUAAGCGUCAGAAGACGGAAACAGAGACUAUAGAAGGUGGUGGUCAAGUAACUGGUUCGAGGAAAGUAUUAGCACUGGAUGAGCUGGUGUUUGCAGCGGGAUCACAUUUUAUGGCUAACAAACGGUGUCAAUUACCACCCGGGUCAUUUAGGAAGCAAAGAAAGGGGUACGAAGAAGUACAUGUACCAGCGUUAAAACCCAAACCAUUUGAAGAGGACGAGAUUCUUAUGCCCGUGGAGAAGUUGCCUAAGUAUGUGCAACCGGCGUUUGAAGGAUUUAAAACUUUAAAUAGAAUACAGAGUCGUAUAUCAAAAGCAGCAUUAGAAAGUGAUGAAAAUCUCUUAGUAUGUGCUCCUACCGGCGCUGGUAAGACGAAUGUCGCGUUGUUGUGCGCACUUCGUGAAGUUGGUAAACACGUGAACGAUGACGGCACUGUCAGUGUUGCUGAUUUUAAGAUUAUUUAUGUGGCCCCCAUGAGAUCAUUGGUACAAGAAAUGGUGGGUAACUUCAGCAAGCGUCUCGCAGCGUACAACAUGAAGGUGUCAGAAUUGACUGGUGACCAUCAGCUGACGAGGGAGCAGAUUGAUGCAACUCAAUUGAUUGUCUGUACGCCGGAGAAAUGGGAUAUUAUUACUAGGAAAGGUGGUGAAAGAUCGUUCACAAAUCUAGUACGUCUGAUAAUUAUCGAUGAAGUACAUUUACUGCACGAUGAGAGAGGACCCGUACUUGAAGCGCUUGUUGCCCGGACGUUACGUACUGUUGAACAUACACAGGAACAGGUCCGUCUCGUCGGUUUGUCCGCUACGCUGCCUAAUUACUCAGAUGUCGCUGCCUUCCUGCGUGUGCGACCAGAAAAGGGACUAUUUUAUUUUGACAACUCUUUCAGGCCAGUAGCACUGGAACAACAGUACAUUGGUGUGACUGAGAAGAAAGCGCUCAAGAGGUUCCAAGUUAUGAAUGAUAUCGUAUACGAAAAGACUAUGGAGCAUGCUGGGAAGAACCAGAUCCUGGUGUUUGUCCAUUCUCGAAAAGAGACGGGAAAAACUGCGCGUGCGAUACGAGACAUGUGCUUAGAAAAGGAUACAUUGGGACAGUUUCUAAGAGAGGGGUCAGCGAGUGUGGAAGUAUUGCGUUCGGAAGCCGAGCAGGUGAAGAAUCCGGAAUUACGUGAAUUAUUGCCUUACGGCUUCGCUAUACAUCACGCGGGUAUGAGCAGAGUUGAUAGGACUCUGGUUGAAGAUUUGUUCGCUGAUAGACAUAUACAGGUGUUAGUGUCAACGGCGACUCUCGCCUGGGGUGUGAAUCUUCCAGCACAUACUGUGAUUGUGAAGGGAACUCAAGUAUAUUCACCAGACAAAGGUCGCUGGAGUGAACUGGGCGCGUUAGAUGUACUACAAAUGUUGGGUCGUGCUGGAAGACCACAAUACGAUACUAAGGGAGAGGGUAUCCUGAUAACAAAUCACUCUGAGCUGCAGUACUACUUGUCGUUACUGAAUCAGCAGCUGCCGAUAGAAUCGCAGCUCGUGAGCAAGUUGCCGGACAUGCUCAAUGCGGAGAUUGUGCUCGGAUCUGUGCAGAGCGUGCGCGACGCUGUCACAUGGCUAGGUUACACAUAUCUGUAUGUCCGUAUGUUACGAGCUCCAUCAUUAUAUGGUAUAUCAUCAGAUAAGAUGCAAGAGGAUACAUUGCUGGAGUUACAUCGAGCUGAUCUUAUACAUACCGCUGCAUCAUUACUUGAUAAGGCCGGAUUAAUAAAAUACGAACGUAAAUCAGGACACUUUCAACCUACAGAACUUGGUCGUAUCGCAUCACACUAUUAUUGUACAUAUGAGACAAUGCAAUCAUAUAAUCAAUUACUGAAGCCCACUUUGGGAGAGAUUGAACUGUUCCGUGUCUUCUCAUUGUCAGCUGAAUUCAAACAUAUCGCUGUAAGAGAUGAGGAGAAGUUGGAAUUACAUAAGUUGAUGGAGAGGGUUCCUAUUCCAAUAAAAGAAAGCAUUGAAGAGCCAUCAGCAAAAAUCAAUGUGUUACUCCAAGCUUAUAUAUCACAAUUGAAGUUGGAAGGUUUUGCUCUGAUGGCUGACAUGGUAUACGUCACCCAGUCAGCGUGUCGAUUGCUAAGAGCUAUAUUUGAAAUUGUACUACAUAGAGGGUGGGCGCAGUUAGUAGAUAAAACUCUGGCGCUUUGCAAAAUGGUUGAUCGUCGUAUGUGGCAGUCAAUGUCACCUUUAAGACAAUUCAGAAAGAUGCCGGAAGAAGUAAUAAAGAAACUAGAAAAAAAGAACUUCCCAUGGGAGAAAUUAUAUGAAUUAGGACCUAACGAGAUUGGUGAAUUAGUACGAGCCCCGAAACUUGGCAAAAUGAUACACAAAUACGUGCAUCAGUUCCCAAGACUGGAACUGGCGACACAUAUACAACCAAUCACCAGGUCAACCCUCAGAGUGGAGCUGACCAUCACACCUGACUUCCAAUGGGAUGAGAAGAUACACGGUCAAUCGGAGGCAUUCUGGGUGCUCGUGGAGGAUGUGGACUCAGAGGUGGUGUUGCAUCAUGAAUAUUUUCUACUAAAACACAAAUAUUGCCGCGAUGAGCAACAUGUGAAAUUGUUUGUACCAGUGUUUGAACCACUGCCGCCGCAAUACUUCCUGCGCGUUGUCUCAGACCGUUGGAUAGGUGCAGAGACACAACUUCCAGUUUCAUUCCGUCACCUCAUCUUACCAGAGAAGAACUUACCGCCCACGGAAUUGCUGGAUCUACAACCACUGCCGGUUACAGCGCUGCGCAAUAGUACAUACGAAGCUUUGUACAGUGACACAUUCCCACAGUUCAAUCCUGUACAGACUCAGGUAUUCAAUGCUGUAUACAAUUCAGAUGACAACGUAUUUGUUGGUGCCCCCUCAGGGUCGGGCAAAUCUGUUAUAGCGGAACUUGCACUACUACGGUUAUUGUCAAGCAACGCCGGCGGGCGGGCAGUGUAUCUCCUGCCUAAAGAUGCAUUAGCUGAUAUUGUGUUCGCGGAUUGGUAUCACAAGUUUGGUACUAAGUUUAAUUUGAAGGUGGUACAACUAACUGGGGAGACGGCGACUGAUCACAAGUUACUAAACAAGGGUCAAAUCAUCAUCACCACAGCGGAGAAAUGGGACGUACUUUCUAGAAGAUGGAAGGUGCGCAAGAGUGUUCAGAACGUGUCUCUAGUGAUAGUUGAUGCGCUGCAGCUGCUCGGCGGUGAGGAAGGACCAGUGCUCGAGGUGGUUUGCUCCAGGAUGCGGUACAUCAGCUCACAGAUAGGUCGUCCAAUCCGUAUAGUGGCAUUAUCUCUGCCGUUGGCGGACGCUCGUGAUGUAUCGCAGUGGCUUGGUUGCAACUCAAACGCGUCUUUCAACUUCCAUCCAAGCGUGAGACCGCUACCACUAGAACUGCAUAUACAGGGCUUCAACAUAUCCCACGCCGCGUCACGUCUCGCUGCAAUGACGAAACCUAUCUACAACGCCAUCUGUCGAUUUGCGGGAACAAAACCGUGUGCAGUGUUCGUACCAUCAAGACGUCACGCAAGAUUACUAGCUGCUGAUUUACUGGCGCUGGCAGCAGCUGCUGGACGAACUGGCAGGUUCCUGAGAGCCAGACAGGAUCUGGUGAAGCCGUUCCUUGAUAGAGUUAAAGAUAAGAUGCUAAAAGAAACUCUGUCAGCCGGAGUAGCAUACCUACACGAGGGUGUAGAACCUUCAGACAGACGUCUGGUGCAGCAGCUGCUGGAAUCUGGAGCGGCGCAGCUGUGUGUGGUAGCUGCAGAACUGGCAUGGGCUUUUGCGGCCCAUGUCCAUACUGUGAUCGUAGCUGAUACACACGUAUACAACGGCAAAUUGCAUUCCUACGAGCAAUAUCCAAUAACAACAGUGCUGCAGAUGUUGGGACGCGCGUGCCGUCCGCUGGAAGACGACAGAGCGGUCGCAGUGUUGAUGUGCGCUGCACACCACAAGACAUUCUUCACUAAGCUAUUGAAUGAUUGUUUACCACUAGAGAGUCACUUAGACCAUAGACUACACGACCACAUGAACGCGGAGAUCGUGACAAAGACCAUAGAGAACAAGCAGGACGCUGUCGACUACCUCACCUGGACCUUCCUCUACAGGCGAUUGACGCAGAAUCCUAACUACUAUAACUUGCAAGGAGUCACACACAGACAUCUGUCCGAUCAUCUAUCGGAGUUAGUAGAAACAACUCUAUCAGAACUGGAGCAAUCUAAAUGUAUCGCGAUUGAAGAUGAGAUGGAUGUACGUCCUCUCAACCUCGGCAUGAUCGCCUCUUACUAUUACAUCAAUUAUACUACUAUAGAACUGUUCAGCUUGUCACUCACCAGUAAGACAAAGAUACGUGGUCUCCUGGAGAUCAUAUCCUCGGCAGCGGAGUACUCGGACCUCUGUAUCCGGCAUCGAGAGGAGAACAUCAUCAAGACUUUGGCUGCUAAAGUGCCGCACAAGCCGGCAGCGGGUGCGGGCGCGGCUCCCGGGGCCACAGUACGUUACAAUGAUCCACACGUGAAAGCGCACGUGUUACUGCAAGCACAUCUCUCACGUAUGCAGCUUCCCGCCGAAUUGCAAGCUGAUACAGCUAUUGUUCUUACUAAGGCGAUCCGUCUUAUCCAAGCGUGUGUAGACGUGGUAUCAAGUAGUGGAUGGCUGGCGCCCGGCGUGGCCGCCAUGGAGCUGGCACAGAUGGUGACGCAGGCGAUGUGGGCAAAGGAUUCGUAUCUACGUCAACUGCCGCACUUCACACAGGAGAUGGUGCAGAGAUGCUCAGAGAAGGGUGUGGAGACAGUGUUUGAUGUGAUGGAAUUAGAAGACAAUGCAAGAGCCAAGCUGCUGCAGCUCUCACCAACUGAGAUGGCGGAUGUAGCGAGAUUCUGCAACCGUUAUCCCAAUGUUGAACUUACUUACGAGGUUAAGAACGAACGUCGUCUACGCGUAGGCAAGCCGAUAGUGGUUGAAGUAUCAUUGGAAAGAGAAGACGAAAUCAUUGGACCUGUUAUUGCGCCCUUCUUCCCGCAGAAACGCGAGGAAGGCUGGUGGGUUGUCAUCGGGGAACCUAAAAGUAACAGCUUACUGUCCAUCAAACGCGUCUCGCUAGGGCGCUCUGCCCGGCUGCGGCUGGACUUCGUGAGCGGAGCACCCGGCAGGCACACUUAUACGUUAUACUUCAUGUCAGACUCAUAUCUAGGCGCUGAUCAGGAGUACAAGUUUACUGUAGACGUGGAUGAUGCUCCGCAAACUGAUUCCAGCGAUUCAGAAUAGUGGCAACACUAAAUAUUUUAAUGGUAUGUGGCAACCCUAAUUUUAAAAAUGUUGUGACAACCCUAGAAAUUGUAUAAGAUGGUUUUUGGCAACCCUAAUUGCAAUACGUGACAACCCUAGAAAUUACGUAAGGUGGUUUUUGUCAACCCUAAUUGCAAUUAUUUGUGACAACCCUAAGUAUAGAAAUUAAGAAAUAAAAAAGAUAUUCAUACAAUA
Messenger RNA from Papilio xuthus (Asian swallowtail), 6810 nucleotides. It is a transcript of the gene l(3)72Ab, whose product is annotated as U5 small nuclear ribonucleoprotein l(3)72Ab. The transcript is spliced from 41 exons. The record is from RefSeq and is a predicted model, not a curated record. The coding region runs from base 142 to 6594 and encodes 2150 amino acids. Gene Ontology annotation, cellular component: nucleus. Gene Ontology annotation, biological process: resolution of meiotic recombination intermediates. Gene Ontology annotation, molecular function: nucleic acid binding; ATP hydrolysis activity; ATP binding. Lineage: Eukaryota; Metazoa; Arthropoda; Insecta; Lepidoptera; Papilionidae.